Messenger RNA from Anolis sagrei ordinatus, 2332 nucleotides. The record is from RefSeq and is a predicted model, not a curated record. Lineage: Eukaryota; Metazoa; Chordata; Lepidosauria; Squamata; Anolidae.
UAUCUACGCAAUCAUGAAGGGGAAGAAGAUGCUUCACUUUCUUGCUCUUGCAGUUUUAGUCCACGUUUGCACUGCAAGCAGUGACGGCCGAUAUGGUUACUCCUUGUCAGGGCAACCAGAGAAGACAGCAAAGGGCUGGAGGCUGAGUCUUUCAAGGCAUGGACCAGCUUCACGCUAUGGCAAUGACCUUUUCUAUAUUGAAAUGCAUGUGGAAUAUCAAACCCAAGACAGACUCAGGUUUAAGAUCUUUGAUCCAAACAACAUACGGUUUGAAGUUCCUCUCAAGAUUGAAUCCCCAUCUGUCACUGCUGCCGACACUAACUAUGACAUUGAAUUUGUCAAUGAUGAAUCUACUCGAUUUAAAAUCAUAAGAAAAGCCACGGGAACAGUGCUAUGGGAAACUUCUCUUGCAAAUCUGGUGUUUUCUGACCAAUAUCUUCAAAUUACCACUAAUGUUCCAUCCACUUCUGUGUAUGGUUUUGGAGAGCAUCAGCACCCAUCCUUUAAACACAAUAUGAACGAUGUAACCUAUGGGAUGUAUUCUAGGGACCAGUCUCCAAAGAUGUAUGCAAAUCUGUAUGGCGUCCAUCCCUUUUACAUGUGCAUAGAGAGUGAUUCAAAUACUCAUGGUGUCCUCUUCCUUAAUUCCAAUGCACAAGAUGUCACUUUGAGUCCAGAGCCAUCUCUGACCUUCCGCACCAUUGGAGGAAUCCUCGACUUCUAUGUCUUCUUGGGCCCAACCCCUGAAAAUGUAAUCCAGCAAUACACAGAGGCCAUUGGACGUCCACAUCUUCCUCCCUAUUGGUCUCUGGGGUAUCAGCUUUCACGAUGGGGAUAUCCCAGCAUUGAUGUCGUGAAGCAAACUGUCAAGCGCAUGGAGCAAUAUGGCAUCCCACAUGAUGUUCAAUAUGCAGACAUUGAUUAUAUGGACAACAACUUGGACUUCACUUACGACAAAGACAAUUAUGCCGGUCUGCCAGAGUACAUUCAAGAGCUGAAGAAAGAUGGAUUGCACUACAUUAUUAUUCUGGAUCCUUUCCUAAGUAAAGAUCAGUCUAGAGGGAGUUACCAGCCAUAUGAACUUGGACAACAAUUGGGACUCUGGGUGAAUAAUUCGGAUGGAGUGACAGCAGCCGUUGGCAAGGCCUUGCCUCCAGGAGAAUCAGUGUAUCCUGACUAUCUCAACCCCCAAACAGCUGACUGGUGGACCUAUAUGUGUGCUGAGUUUCACAACGUCCUUCCUUAUGAUGGAAUUUGGAUUGAUAUGAAUGAACCAUCAAAUUUUCUAAAUGGCCAGUACCCAGCCUGUGCUCACAACAAUCUCAACUACCCUCCAUACAUUCCCAGGAUUUCUGAUUCGUCCCUGUUUCAUAGCACUUUAUGUCCAGAUUCUUCAACCUAUCUGGGAAGGCACUAUGACACGCAUUCCUUGUUUGGAUGGGCAGAAGCACCACCUACUUUCAGGGCUGUUCAGCAAGCCACAGGGAAAAGACCCUUUGUCUUGAGUCGCUCUACGUUUGUUGGAAAUGGAAAAUAUGCAGCCCAUUGGCUAGGAGACAACCAUGCUCUCUGGGAAGAUAUGCACUUGUCUAUCAUUGGAAUUUUGGAGUUCAACCUUUUUGGAAUUCCACAAGUUGGUGCUGAUAUUUGCGGCUUUCACUUUGAUACCGAUUUUGAACUCUGCCUGCGCUGGACACAGCUUGGUGCAUUUUAUCCCUUAGCCAGGAACCACAAUGCACUUGGUCAGAAGGAACAAGACCCCGGAGCAUUUGGGAUUGAGUUUGCUACAAUUGCUCGAACAGCUCUCCAGAUUAGAUACUCUCUUCUGCCUUACUUAUACACCUUGUUCUUUGAAGCCCAUGCCUUUGGAAAUACUGUGGCCCGAGGGCUAAUGCAUGAGUUUACAGAUGACCCCGAGACCCAUGGAAUAGAUACUGCUUUUCUUUGGGGAUCUGCUCUUAUGAUUGCUCCAGUUCUUCAAGAGGGAGCAAGAUCAGUGGAUGUAUACUUCCCAGACGCAACCUGGUUUGAUUACUACACGGGUGACAAAGUACCAGCUUCAUCGCACAACAAAUAUAUCAGUGUUCAUGCCCCACUGGAAAAGAUACCGCUGUUUAUCCGAGGAGGAUACAUUUUGCCGACACAGACACCAGCCACAAGAACUGCUAAAAGCCGCCUGAAUCCAUUUGGACUCAUUGUUGCUCUGAAUGAACAGGGUGAAGCCUCUGGCUCUCUCUUCUGGGAUGAUGGUGAAUCUGUUGACACUGUCACCAAUGGGAACUACUUCCUGGCCAAAUAUACAUACAGAGAAGUAAGUAAAAACAAUGGUUAG